AUGUGGGUGACGAAACUUGCCGGCGGACAAUUCGCCCUUUACAUCAACGGCGAGCAGAUCCAACCUCAUGACUCAGGUCUUGACUUUUUUAUUCCUGCUGGAACUGCCGCUGAUGACAUUUGGUACAAGUCUGAAACUGGUGCUAUGAUUCACUUCUACGGAUCGUGCUCUACAUAUACCCCGUGUUUGGGAAGAAAAGUCGUUCCUUGGACCAGAGGCGUCUCACAUAAACGACUAGGACAAGAUGGAGAGAUUUAUAUCGGGCAAUAUGAUGAAGACUUGGUUCUUACCAUUGCCGAUACUGAGACGACUUCUGAGCAAUACACUGUUUUCGCCGACGGUGUGAAGCUUGGCUCUACACAUGGACGGCUCACUCUAGGAGAUGAAAAGUACAAGAGAUCUAAUAUUCAUAUGGUUGAUGUGGGAUCUGGAGCCGCCGGCGCUCUACGAAGUAUUGCAAACGAUGGAUUCUGGGGGUCAUUCAAGAUUCCGAGAGGCGCUAAGAAGAUUACCAUCGUCGAUGAUUCGUCUGAUUUCGAUUUCGCCUUUGAGUAUCGUCUUGAUACCGCAUGUAGCUGCUAA
This is a messenger RNA of Trichoderma breve, 582 nucleotides long. RefSeq lists its product as uncharacterized. The transcript is spliced from 3 exons. Bases 1 to 582 code for a protein of 193 amino acids. NCBI's taxonomy places the organism in Eukaryota, Fungi, Ascomycota, Sordariomycetes, Hypocreales, Hypocreaceae. The record is from RefSeq and is a predicted model, not a curated record.